Messenger RNA from Tremella mesenterica DSM 1558, 2451 nucleotides. RefSeq lists its product as uncharacterized. Bases 1 to 2451 code for a protein of 816 amino acids. NCBI's taxonomy places the organism in Eukaryota, Fungi, Basidiomycota, Tremellomycetes, Tremellales, Tremellaceae. The record is from RefSeq and is a predicted model, not a curated record. The transcript is spliced from 18 exons. Gene Ontology annotation, molecular function: ubiquitin conjugating enzyme activity; protein binding.
AUGGCAGACCAAUUAGCCAUCAACCAGCUCCGUGAGAUGGGUAUACCCCGAGCCAGAGCCAAAGCAGCGUUGCUCAAGAGCAAAGGGGAUGCCAUGUCUGCUGCUGAGAAGGUGUUCGCCGGUGAUUUUGACGAUAUACCCUCGGAUGACGAUGACACGUCAUCUCAUGACAAUGAUGCUAUCAGCAGUGUCAAUGACCAAGGAGACGCCGAGAGCUACUAUGAACAAGACAUGGAGAUGGAGGAUUUUGACGAACUCACAGAGGACGGAGAUGGUACGCAUGGGACGGCCGACCCUUAUGCCAACGUGUUCUUCUCCAAAGAUAGAACCGAGGUGAUCAGGGAGAGUAAAGAAGAGACUCGCCGUGUGACUAUGCCACCAGCAAAACUUCCAAUUUUGUCAAGAGGAGAGUGGAUGAGUGGUUGUCCUGAAGGGUCAGAACAGAGCUUCCUCUUUCAAUUAUACCACGGUCUGCAAGAACCAGUCGUGACCUGCGCGAGUUGCAAACAACAUUCGUUCACACGUUCCGGAGAUGACUUCUUUGCGUGCUUUCCCGACUUCGAAGAGUACAUCAUGCAUGUUGCGGGCUGGGUCCAGCAAACGUGUCCUAAAUGCAGCGUCACAACCUGCUUGGCAUGUGGGGAGAAAGUCGAUAUCCCCCGUCACCACGACCCCAGAUCCAAGACAUUGUUGCGAACAGACAACAUCGAGCGCGAUGAGCUGCUUCACUGCCCUGACUUGCAGGGUGUCGUCAUUGGCAUGGGAUUACACACGAUACAAAAGCAAUUUGCUGAAAAUCGGCGGACACAUACGAGUCCUCAAUCCAGCAUAACGUCCUACCUUCAUGCCUCACAAUCGAACUCCCUCUUCGGCCAACCCUCACCAAUCCCGGACGAUCUUGAUGAGGAUGAGGAUGAUUACGGCUUUGCUUCGAAAGGGCCGGUCGCUUCCGGAGGUGUUGGGUAUGGUGGGACUCAUCGGGAAGACCGUUCGGGACAGUUGGCAGUGGAGGAAGCUCAACGGGUCAUGGAUGGGGAGUUUGCCAAACUGCUCGGCCAGGUUCGAAUCUAUCUACCGUCCUACCGAAGAGCGAGUGGUGCACGAACAUCCGAUCAUCUUGUACAUCCUACUGCACUCGCUCAUCUCCGGCGACGCAGCGGUUUUGUCAAUGAGCUAUUGCGGAACGACUCGCUCCUCGGAAUGUCCAACCGUUUCCCUGUGUACGACGCCUUGCUGGAUUGGCUUGAAGUCAUUUCGAGUCAUGAAUCGCUGGCGAGUAUGCUUGCCAUGCCUUGCAUGGUUCCUGUUCGAUCACAACCUGUCGCUACUGGGCCAGGAGAAGAACAACAGAUAGAAGUUGUAUACGAAGGUUCUCCCAGCCCACGAGAAUUGCUGGAAAACUGUGUCAUUCAAGCUCAGUCGGCACUGAAGGGAAUUGACUCGACAAAUCGACGGAUAGAACCUGCUGCUGAGGACGCAACGAAGGGAGCGGAAAGACAAGCCGAGAAAUUACCAUGGAAAGAUGACACUGGGCUCACUGAACUGAAAACGUUCUGUGAACGAAUAAUAUCAUCGGCCAAGAACAUCGACGCCUCUUUGGUCCAGACCAAGGGCUCAGCAUUCGUCGAGCGCAUGCGACAAUCACUGCCUAGACUACCGGAAUCAGGGGUGAAAGUAGAAGAGCUUGAAGCGGGGGACAACGAAAUUGAUGUCAUCAGAAUCUACGAGGAAUGGGCUGGGAGAGCAAGUUUUCAAUACUGCGAUUUGACACGGUCUCCAGCCGAGGCCGUCGGCGACGCAGACACCUCUGUCCAGUACGAUCAUCAUUACGACUCGUCUAUACGCUCCCUGAACAAUGUCACAGCCCCUAAACGAUCAUUAGCUAUCGCCAAGGAGCUCGCCAUACUUACGACAAAUAUCCCAGUUGCAUGGCAUUCAAGCAUUUUCCUGCGAGUUGACGAGGGGCGAGUGGACUGCAUCAAGGCCAUGAUCAUCGGACCGGAAGGAACUCCAUAUGAGAAUGGCUGUUUUCUGUUCGAUAUCUUUCUGCCUCUGGACUAUAAUUGGAAGUGCCCGAGUGUGCAUUAUAUGACGACAAACGGAGGGAAAUAUCGCUACAAUCCCAAUCUGUAUGCUGAUGGAAAAGUUUGUCUGAGUUUGCUGGGAACAUGGAACGGUCCUGGAUGGAUAGCUGGAAAGUCUACCCUUCUUCAAGUGCUCAUCAGUAUCCAAAGCUUGAUCUUUUGUGAGAAACCAUAUGACAACGAACCCGGCUGGGAGUCGAGCACGGACAACGCAGCAAGGGAAGCAUAUUCUGCCAACGUGCGACGCAUGGUGGUCAAAGACGCCAUGGCAAAUAAUCUACGCAAUCCUCCCGCGGCUUUCGAAAGCGAAAUCAAAACUCAUUUCCGACUGAAAGCUCGAAGCCUUCGUGCCCAACUGGACAAGUGA